AGGAUCUGAGCUCUAUUGAUCAGAGAGAAGGAGGGAGUGUGUGUGUAGAGAGAGAGAGGGAGGCAGGGCAGUGCCCUGGUUCUGCUGGGAGAUUGCUCAGGAAGUUGCCAGCAGCCCAUUCUUAAAAGAUUUCAUUAUUUUAUUUUGGUCACGUUGUGCUGUGCCGACAAGAGAUGGGAUUUUAAAUGGUCUGAUGUAGAGAGCGAGAGCAGGCUUGAUGCUCCUACCCCUGUGUUUCAUCCAGGCGCUGUGCAAACCUCUCGCCCUUUGUAUGUGGCAACAAAGGCAGAGCUGGGAAGGGCGUGGUUUCUGCCCGCUGAUGUGACAGAAGGCGGUGUUGUGUGGCAUGGCAUCCUCUGGUUCCUCUCCUGGUCAACUACAAGAUCGGAAGGGGGAGGAAGUUGAGCCCCAGUUGUGCAGCAUGGCCGUGGGCCCAGCAGCGGUUGAAGAGAAUACCCUCGAUCAGGUGUCUGUGUCUGAAGGUCAACACACAGUGGAAGAGCAGAUGUCGAAACCAGGUAGCCACUUGACUGAAGAGUUGGAGUCGUCUUCAGAGGAAGAAUCUGGUGAAGAAUACGACUUUGAUAGUGAAGAAUGUGAGUGUGUGGAGAUCAAGCCCCAGCUGGCGUCACUACCUGGGAGACUGGACGAUGAUCAGGUUGCGGAUGUAUCCCAGACCGCAUCAGUAACGGACCCAACACACUCAACCCAAUCUGUCCUGUCUGUUACCAAUUCCAUCGUGCAUCCGAUCAGCAAUGACUCUGCGCCCACAGCCCUGUUGCCAUGGAACCUUUCCUCUGCCUUGCGCCCUGAAUCCACCAGCAGCUGUGAGGCCGAUAUCAAAGAUGGAAUCUGGAACGAAACCUUCUUGUACAACGCUCAGCCUAUCCUGGCUACAUGUCCAUCACCAGACACUGAGGUCGAUGUCAUCUACGAUGAUGUUGCUUGUGACGAUCAAUCUCCACAGGAACAGGUGCCUAUGGAAGAGCUGAUUUAUGAAGAUGUUCACCGCCAAGCUGGCUGUGCCAGUCCCAUCCGGCUGGAGGAAGGCUGGAGUUCCAGUGAGUUUGAGAGCUACGAUGAGCACUCUGAUGAGGAGAGCAAAGGUGGAGGAGAGCAGCAAAGAUCCAAAGCCGCCCUGCAGCCAAAACUCUCCCCGGAUCUCAGUAGGCUGAAGGAGAAGUACACCAGGACUAAGAGAGAAUUCCUGGCCAUGAAAGUCAGGGGCAGAGACGUUCAGGAACUGAAACUGCGCUAUGAUUCCAAGAUGCAACAGUUCAUGAAGGCGGCAAGGAAUGGGACUAAAGGCGGAUUGGAGAAGACAAAAAAUGCAGUCUUGCGUAAAGUAUCCUUCCUUCAAAAGAGAGAGUCUCAAGAUCAGUAUGAAGAGGAUGAUGCUGGCUAUCUUGAUGUUCCGGUGUCUGACUCAAAACAUCCUCCACCAGAGCUUUGCCCGAUGCCACCGGGGCUGAGUCCUCAGCAGAUCAUACGAAGGCACAUUUUGAGUUCAAUUGUGCAAAGUGAACGGAGUUACGUUGAAUCUCUGAAACGAAUCCUACAGGAGUACAAGAAGCCACUACUGGAGGCUGAGCCCAAGCUGAUGAGCUUGAGGAAGCUGCGUGUGGUGUUUCACCGUCUGAAGGAAGUUCUGCAAUGUCACUCCAUGUUCCAGAUCGCCCUGUCUUCCCGCGUGGCUGAGUGGGAUGCCACGGAGAAAAUCGGCGACCUCUUUGUAGCUUCGUUCUCAAAGUCGAUGGUGCUGGAUGUUUACAGUGACUAUGUGAACAACUUCACCAAUGCUAUGGCCCUCAUUAAGAAGGCCUGCCUAACCAAACCUGCUUUUCUUGAAUUCCUAAAGAAGAAGCAAGCGUCUAACUCUGACCGGAUAACGCUCUAUGGGCUGAUGGUGAAGCCAAUCCAGCGAUUCCCACAGUUUAUUCUGUUGCUUCAGGAUAUGCUAAAGAACACGCAGGAGUCCACGCGAAUGUGUCCUUGCAGCUGGCUCAACGGUAAACGUAAUAUGCACACUAGAACGUUUCUCUUUGUUCCCAUCCCUGUGCAGUUGCUGUGUGGUGGCCAGCGGCAGGUGGUCCUGUGUGAGACUCUGACGGAGACUGUUUAUGGGGAGAGGGGGCAGAUCCUGAAAUCCAAGGAGCGUCGGGUGUUCAUGUUGAACGACCUCCUCGUGUGUGCCAACAUCAAUGUCAAGAACCAGCCAGACAUCGGCAGCCUGGUCCCUGUUGGCCCCAAGUACACGGUGAAAUGGACGGCUCCACUCCUGCAGGUCCAGGUGGUGGAGGUGGGACAGGAAGGGAAAGGCUACGACAAGGACACCAUCAUCUUUCAGCACCCAGGGAGCAAAAAGGCCUCUAACUCUCUCUCAACGAAGAUUUACAUGGGACCUCCUCGUCUUUAUCAAGAGCUUCGGGAACUGCAGCAGGAUCUGGUGGUGGUGACCCAGAUCAUGCAGCUCAUCAGCACACUCAACGGCAUGUAUCGGAACCUAAACCUUGCUGUGGCUCGAGACUGGUGCAGAGCGCUGCAGAGACUGGUCAGGAUUAAGGAGGAUGAGAUCCAGUCAGCAAACAGGUGCCAUCUCCGUCUCCUGUUACCAGGGAAACCGGACAAGUCCGGCAGGCCGGUUAGCUUCAUGGUGGUGUUUAACACACCGAACCCACGCAGUAAGAUCACCUGGGUUAACCAGCUACACAUGGCUAAAGUUGCACUAACGACAGACAACCAGCCUGGCUGGUUCUGUAUUGAGGAUGAUGGGAAGACCAAGAGCCCGUUCUGGUGCCCCCUGCUCGCCUAUCGCAUGCCCAUGUACAGCCCUAGGUGUCAGGACCUGAAGCCCGAGGCAGCUCUUCACACUCCCGUGCAAUCAUCCCUACUUGGGAUUUCCACUGCCAGCACCUGUCUGGCACAGGGCUACCUGUGGAUUGGCAGUGGGCGAGAGCAUGGUCAAGGGCAGGUUGACCUUUUCUCACUGAACCGAUCCUUCCCCAGGCUGGUCAAGUCUUUCCCGGUCAGCUCGGGGGUCUUGUGCAUGGAAUACAUCCCACAACAGUCCAGGAGUGAGGAGGACAUUGAUUGUCCAUUGGAGAAACCAGCAGACAAUCCAAUUAUUGUUAUGGGACUUCAGGAUGGAAGCAUGGUGGGCUACAGUGGAGUUGACAUGGCUGCCCAGUCUUUGUUUACAUGCCAAAGCCCAGGAGGAGUGGCUGUCGUGUGCCUGAGGCAUUUGCUGACUCUGGUGUUUGCGGGGCUACAGGAUGGCAGCGUGGCGGUGUACAGCAGAUCGGCCGAGGGGAGUUGGGACUGGGAUUGUCCCCGGUUGGUGAAAGUUGGUUCAUCUCCAAUCGUCUCGUUGUUGGUUGUGGACGACACAAUGUGGGCUGCCUGUGGCAAUCGGGUCACAUUGAUCGAUGUGAAUUGCUUCACCACAAGGUGCCUGGAUGCGCAUCCGGAUGAAGCGGUCAGCGUGACCCAGAUGGUCAAAGCUGGAGGUGGAGUGUGGAUGGCCUUCUCCGCGGGAUCCAACAUCCGAUUAUUCCACACGGAAACCCUGGAACAUUUGCAGGAAAUCAACGUGGUUCCACGCAACACCCCCUUCACUGCAGGACAAAGGAACAUCUUAGUGACGUGCUUGCUGGUUUGCCAAGGAAUGCUCUGGGUUGGGACCAAUGAAGGAAUGUUAGUUACUUUACCAGUUCCAAAACUUGAAGGAAUUCCAAAAGUUACAGGGAAGGGAAUGAUCUCGUUAAAUGCCCACUGUGGACCUGUGGAGUUUCUAAUCCCCACCAUUGGCUCGAUGGACUUGGAGCUGUUGAAGAGUGAAUCGACUGAAGACGUGCAUGUCUUCGCAGAGGCCGACGGCAAAGAUGACCCUUCCUCUCCGGGCCCCGUACAGGACCUGCAUCAGGACAAGAAGCAGGGGAUCCCUCUGUGUUACAAUCUCCACUCCACCUCCCACCUGCCUGGCCACUUACUGUCUGCUGGUGAGGACGAGGUUCAGGACAGUGGGACAUCCCCAGAGCACGGCAUCGAGGACGGCUCCAUCUAUGAGAUAGUGGACGACCCAGACGUGUGGGUGAGGAGCAGGUCUUCCACCCGUGAGGCAGUCAGGAGGGAGAAGGUCAGCUCGGUGGCCAUUGCCUCCGGAGGCAGAGGCUGCCAGAGCUUCAACAGAGACUUCAAAGCCACCGUACACACAAACAGUGAGAACAUGUUGCUGAUCUGGCAGAUUCCACUGACGCUGUAAUCUUGCCACAAUGUGUGUGUGUUUGUACAAUGAUGCCACUGGGAGUGUGGGACUGUGCCCUGCUCACUUGCUGCAGCCCCAAGGGUUUAGAAGGGAAUAGUCUCUCACUGAGCUAAGUACUCGCUAAUCGGGAAGAUGUACUUGGUACAAGGAUGUCACUUUCACAUCAACUUCCUUUGCAUGUGGUUUCUCUGAGGGUGGGUGAGCUGGGCAAAGCUUCGACAAGGGGCAGGGAGUGUGUAUUGUGCCAUCAUUUUUGUUUUCUUUCUCAUUCCCUUGCUCUGACUAACUGGUGGUCUUCUUCCCACCUGGAAGUCACUGAACUCUCAGUGUCUUGCUUUGACGAAAUGGGAACGUUGAAUAUUUUCCUCGACGUCCACACCCUGUCAUUCCCCGCAUCUCUCCAGGCGGGAGAACGGCCUCAUUGGGCGCUGGCUGCCCAAAUGGCCAAUCCUUGUGUGUGUGGGUGCCUGGAACAUAGUUGAGGGUGGAGGUCACUGAAGUGGGACUUGAGGCGAUAUUCACACACGUGCACUUUCCAGCAGAGGUCACUGGAUCACCAUUGGGAGCGGAAGGAAACUCUGGCGCUUACAGACGUUGACUGGUUCUCACCUCUGGCCAUUUUCUUCCCGUUUAAGGGGCAGCGAGCUCGUCGUGGUGCAUCACUAGAUACUGACUUACCCUUGGGGAAGGUGCAGGACUGAAGCCUUCAGUCAGAUAGGAAAAUAAUCUGGGGCAGAGGGAUUUGCCAAAAUAAAGAUCUCUUUGUUGGUUGUAAGUGGUUAUCUACACAAUGCGGUGAUUCUCUUUCAACCUUUGAAUGUGUUUCAUUCACGUUAUCCAAGAGUUCGGUGUCACUAUUCCUGAUCUAGACUGAAGGAUGGGGUCAGACUCUUGUUUUGUGUGACAUCUACUCCACAUUCAUCAAAUCACUUACAUUGUAGCACGCACCCCAAUAAUUGCCACCCUUAUUCUCACACUUAUUGAGCUUCCAAAAACCACCCCGACAUCUGACCUUGUCUGCUGGGUUACACAACAUAGUUCAGGCUGUCACCAACACUUUGCACUAUUGGUUCUGAACAUUUAAACAGCAGAACCCCUUUCAUACUCUUUGUUGUGUGUUGUGUGUGUGUAGAAUUUGUUCAGGAUGGGUGCGUUGGGCAGGGAAUUGCACCAUUCCGCCUACUUUUUAAACCAUCGCAUUUCUAAAUAUUUUUCACGUCAAAAUGAAUGGAAGUAUUCAGCUGUUUUAAAAAUAAUUGUGAACAAAACAAAUGUAAGAAUACCAAAACUGUUCCAAUCAUUUUCUCCCCCCCAAGAUAGAAAAUUGCAUCACUCCUCUGGCUGGAUGGGAAGAAUUGCAGAGUUCCAACUUUCAGUGUUUUGAUGCUUGUGUCCACAUUAUAUUUCUGACUUUGAACCUACAAGUGGAAAAAGGUGUUUUAAGGUGUAAAAUAUCAGAAACAUUUCUGAUCUCCACAAAGGGUAACUUUUUGAAUGCUGCAUGAUAAUUUGGGAAUAGUUGGUGUGUUUUUAGAAUCGUGUAAGUAUAUGUUUACAGCACAGAACAACAUUAUUUGUUCGUUGUAUCUGUGCCAGCUCUGGGCUACUGACAUGUAAAUAUUGACUGUUUGAAAGCUAUAGCUAUAGUAUUUACUCAGGGUUUGAAAUUCCCCAGAAGGAUGCUGUCUCGUCGCAUGCUGAAAACAUUCCAGGGAAUAUUCCUUGCUCCUGUCCAUUGUGGAGCAGCUGAAUGAACUGGAUCCGGCUCCAUGUGCAUCCAUGGCAGGCAACCUUCACAAAGCCACUUCUCUCCACUAUAAAACAUUGGUUUAAA
This is a messenger RNA of Leucoraja erinaceus (little skate), 6098 nucleotides long. RefSeq names its product rho guanine nucleotide exchange factor 10-like protein. Gene Ontology annotation, biological process: actin cytoskeleton organization; SREBP signaling pathway; positive regulation of stress fiber assembly. Gene Ontology annotation, cellular component: cytosol. Gene Ontology annotation, molecular function: protein binding; guanyl-nucleotide exchange factor activity. The transcript has 29 exons. The record is from RefSeq and is a predicted model, not a curated record. NCBI's taxonomy places the organism in Eukaryota, Metazoa, Chordata, Chondrichthyes, Rajiformes, Rajidae. Bases 347 to 4261 code for a protein of 1304 amino acids.